Molecule: messenger RNA, 437 nt
Organism: Cryptococcus amylolentus CBS 6039
Lineage: Eukaryota; Fungi; Basidiomycota; Tremellomycetes; Tremellales; Cryptococcaceae
Exons: 2
Coding region: 112-357 (81 amino acids)
Source: RefSeq, a predicted model, not a curated record
UUCCCGAAUGCAUAUAUAAACAACCCAUUAAUCUGAAUUCCUUUCUUUCAUCAACAACUUCCUUUCACCACACACCCCCACACACACACACACACAUAAACUAUAUCAACAAUGUCCGACGCUGCCAGGCAAUCUUUCACCGACAAGGCCGGAGCCGCCUUGAAGCCCGACUCUGAGAAGUCUUACGUCGAGCAGGCUGGUGACACCAUCAAGGGCAAGGCUGACUCUGCCGCCUCUACCGGCCAGCCCCAAUCCGAGAAGUCUUAUACUCAGGAGAUUGGUGACGCCGUCUCUGGUAACAAGAACGACAACCAGUCUUCUAUUGCCGACAAGGCCAAGAACCUCUUCAACCAAUAAUCGGUUGGAGGUCUAGGAGAAUAGGAAACAGGGAAAGAAGUUAUGUUUGUAGCCAGUAUGAUGUAUCAUCUGUUUUGAAC